Molecule: messenger RNA, 1046 nt
Organism: Tricharina praecox
Lineage: Eukaryota; Fungi; Ascomycota; Pezizomycetes; Pezizales; Pyronemataceae
Product: rho guanidine dissociation inhibitor
Exons: 6
Coding region: 207-815 (202 amino acids)
Biological process (GO): Rho protein signal transduction
Cellular component (GO): membrane; cytosol; cytoplasm
Molecular function (GO): protein binding; Rho GDP-dissociation inhibitor activity
Source: RefSeq, a predicted model, not a curated record
GUGAGGUGAGAGCGAGAGGUGCAAGACACCGCGGUCUGACAUUUUAAUCCUUCUCCCCUCUUGUCCUCGACCCAUCACAACAACACCGCUGAGCCCCAUCCAUCACCGCAACCAACAACCCUCCCCUCCCUCCCUCCUUCAUCCUUCUUCCUUCCCAUCGACACAGAUCCUCAUUACUCCUCACUGCUUCAUCUCAACACAUCGCCAUGUCUGCCCACGCCGACGACGAACUCAAGCCUUCCGUCACCGAAGGAUACAAGGUUGGCGAGAAGAAGUCUGUCGCCGAGUAUGCAAACCUAGAUGCCCACGAUGAAUCCCUCGCCCGCUGGAAGGAGUCUCUCGGUGUCGGAGCAGCUGCAGCUCAAGGCUCCAUCGGAGAACCUGGUGACAAGCGCACAGUUGUCAUUCUCGAGCUCGCUCUCCUCAUCAACGGACGUCCCGAUGUCGUGAUCAACCUUGACGAGACGAGCGCCGUCGAGAAGCUCGGAGAGAACCCGUUCACCAUCAAGGAGGGCUCCGAGUACCGGAUGAGGGUCAAGUUCAGAGUUCAGCACGAGGUCAUCUCGGGCUUGAGAUACCUCCAGCUCGUCAAGAGGAAGAAGAUCCCCGUCGACAAGUCGGACCAGAUGAUGGGAAGCUACGGUCCCAACACCAAGGAGAACCCGUUCUACGAGAAGACCUUUGCCGAGGAGGAGGCCCCCGCCGGAAUGCUCUACCGCGGAACCUACGACGCGCUCAGCAAGUUCAUGGACGACGACCACAAGGAGCACCUGUCCUUCAAGUGGACUUUCGAGAUCAAGAGGUCGUGGGACUGAUUUGCGCGCGCGGAUGAUUUCUUGUGUCAUGUCGUUCGAUCCCUCAUACCUCUGUUUGAAGUAACCCGGUUUCGUUUCGAGGCGGUGCGUUGCGUCUCUUACAUAUCACUUUUCAUUUUCACCUUUUAGUUCUUGGGGGAGAGGGCGGGCCAGAUGUACUCGGCUGGUGCAGCUUGGAAAUCAAUAGCGAUUUCUCAUGUGCUUUGCCGUGGGCGAGUGAACCAACCAGAG